Molecule: messenger RNA, 3813 nt
Organism: Rhea pennata
Lineage: Eukaryota; Metazoa; Chordata; Aves; Rheiformes; Rheidae
Exons: 9
Coding region: 36-2666 (876 amino acids)
Biological process (GO): regulation of translational fidelity
Cellular component (GO): cytoplasm
Molecular function (GO): double-stranded RNA binding; tRNA binding; nucleotidyltransferase activity
Source: RefSeq, a predicted model, not a curated record
UUCAGUCUGCAUCUGGGUCUUCAGCGGACUUUGUGAUGGCAGUCAGAAAAGCUGAGUCGCUGCAUUACUCCGUAGGGCUCCUGGGCAUUUCUGCAGGAUCACUCUUACUGGCUGUGCACUUCUACACUUCAAGCAGAGCAGCCCCUCUGAUCCCCAGCACAGCUUUAGGAAUCAUUCUGUUGAUUUUAUCAUCUCUUCUGGCAUAUGCAGGAAUUCGGAGAAGCCUAAGAAAUACCUCCCUGUUCUUGUCUCUCUGCCUGACCAUCUCAGUGUUCUGGUGCAGCUAUGGAGUGGUCUUCAUCCUAGGAGGGCAAGGAGUUUUGAAUGACACUGGUGAUUUCCGCAAUGCCUUAGUGCCUGGCCUCGUCACAUUUACCCUGGCACUACUCAUUACUGCAGUGAUGGGCUUCCUUCACAGGGAGGUCAUCCUAGCUAUGAUUGCUUCUGCUGUCUCACUUGCCAGUGCUCAUGAAAUUGCCAUGCACUAUAAUACAGCUUUUGGUUCCUCUGCUGUGGCUUGCAAUUAUAUGAUUGUCUGUUUGAUUGGAGGUUAUUUUGCUCUGGGAAGAAUUCUUUAUUUCCUCACCAAAGAAAAAGUUGUCCUUCCCGGUGCAGAUCUGGCUAAGAAUAAGAACCAUGAACAGAUCAAGUCCACCAGUGGAAGUGUGAAUCAUUUUGCAAACACAGGUCUGAUCCUGAACAUGCUGUCUGCCAGUGUCUUUGGCUGUAGGCUCCUGGGUGUGACUAGUAAACUAUUUAUUGGUCAGGUACCCUGGCUGUGGGCCUCUGGGAUCUAUCAGAUUGGAGUAUGCAUUUUAUCAUAUCGUGCCAUGGAUACACUGAUGGCUACAUUCUUUGGUUUCACUUCCAUCUUGAAAUUUGCUGGAGGCUAUUGCCUUCUGUACCCAAUUUGGCAGUCAGAGGAGCCAUCUUUCCCUAUUCCAUUUCUGGUAGGUUUUGCAAUUCUUUUUGCUGUCUUGGCUCUUUUCCUCACUCUUAAGAGCCUAGUGGAUGGCCUGUAUUUGCUAUUUUAUGUGGCCUACUGCAUUGCAAUAGCUUGUCAUCCCAAGGGGUUUUUUGAAGGUGGACCCCAAGGCAUAGAUGUGGCCAUCUUUGUGGCCUCAGCCUUGAUGACUAUAAUUUACUUGUACAAUACAAAAGAAGGUGCCAAAAUCCCAACAGGGAGGGGUAUUGUGAAGGCCUUACUUGCUCGCACCAGUUUUCUGAAGCUUCGUGAAGGGACAGACCUUCAUGCUCCCUAUUUAGGCUAUUCCAAGUAUGCAGAUGCUGAAGUACUUGGCUAUGCAUGCAGUGUCCUUGCUUCUUUUGCUAUAAUGAUUACAAGGGACCUACAGGCUCCACUUGCUACUGUUGUGGUUCCAUGGGUUGUGGUAGCUGGUGGGAUCCUUAAGCUUCUAGGUGGCUCAGUGGCCUUUGCCCGGGGUAAAACCCUGGAGAGCAGUGCCUUCAUUCUCUAUGGCGUCAUGUGGACCAUCUGGGGCUUGACAAGAUAUGGCGGCCUCCAUGGCACUACCAGAAGUUUCCACACAGCAGUGGGCAUCAUUGCUUUCAUGCUUUUCAAUGGCUUCAUUGUCUUCUGCACUCUCUUCUUAAAUAUCACCUGGUUCUUUUAUUCCCUCACUUUCUUGCUCAUCCCUAUCAGCUUCUUGCUGGAUGCCAUCAGUGCUGUUCCCGUUGGCUAUGACAUUGCUGCCACUCUCAUCUUUGGUCUGGUCAGCUUCUACUGCUUCCUGUCUGCCCUUUUCAACAGCAUCUGUGAAAGUUCCUGCUUACCAAUGGGUAGGCCCAUUGUGCAGCUCAGUGGUGUGGGGGGAGGAAUGAACAAGUGCCUUCAUCUGCCUGCCAGAAAAGCUUCCUCAGUCAAGAGAAUUGCAGAUAUCCUGAAGAAUGGAGGAACCUGCGGCAUCCCCACAGAUACUGUAUAUGUGCUUGUGGCAGCCUGUAAUAGACCUGAUGCUGUGGAGAAAGCUCACCGCUCCAAACGCCAGGCUCAAGAGCGCCCCAUGUCACUUUGGAUUUCUAGCCUGAAGCAGCUGGAACCUGCGAAGCAUUUGUUCACCCCCCUACUUUGGGACUUCAUGGAGGCUGCCUGGCCAUCUCCUAUUAGUUUGGUGGUUCCCAGAGGAGAAUGGGUGGACUUCCUGGGAAUGAAGGACUCUGCAAAAUAUGUUGGUACCCCUCAGAGCAUCGCCAUCCGCAUUCCUGACUGCUCUGUUACCACACACCUCAUUGACUUGGUUGGCCCCAUUGUGGUCACAUCAGCUAACCCAACAGGAGAGGCAGACACAACACACCACAACCAAGUGUAUGCCAAACUAGGAGAUAAGGUGAAUGCAGUUCUUUGUGAUGGGCCUUCUCCAGAGAACAUUGCAUCCACCGUUGUGGACUGCACCAAAAUCAACAGUGGAAACAUAGGUUUCUUCAGGGUUGGUAUCAUCCCCAAGUCUCAGGUGCUGCAGAUACUGGAACAGGUGCAGAAGAAACACACAUUGGUUCACAACAAUGGCCCAGUCAUUGCAAAAGGCCAGGAGGAGCAUAUAAGUCAUAGUCAUGAUGUACACAAUGGGGUAGGCAUGGCUAUCUCAGAAGAGACAGUUCCAGUGCAGUCCCCUGAUGACAUCUGUGAGAGUCACACUCGACUCUGAGAUGCCCCUGCAGGUCAAACUGUUACUUGCUCUGUAGGGAGGUGUGUGCUGGAAAACAAUGUUCAGGUCAAACUGGGGAAUGGGAGAGGUUUCCCAGCUAGAGGGGUGACUUAUUCACCCUUCUGUGGAUUCCACUAAAAUUUGCCAGUGCAGAGCUGACUUAAAAACUGCAUUCAUCUAGUCUGUACUGGUAGAAAUUUAACUUUUGAGAACUACCAGCUUUCACUGAGGAUCAGAUAUAACCAAAGGAAGUGUUACAUCAGUAACUGACUGGCCUAGUGUAAUAGGGCUUUAUUUUUUUUUCACUGGGAGUUAAAACCUUUGAUUUGGGUAGAGAAUAGCUUGAUGUGUUUCAUAAUUACAUGUUGGGGGGGAAAAGCCCUGCAUGAAACAAGAAGUGGUAGGGGGAGAAUGGAAUAUAUAUACAGGUACUGCGUUGGUGAAUACAGUGAACUUUCUAAAACAGAUGAGGCAAGAGGUGGUCCUGGGAGCUUGCGCUAUCUUCUGAUAGCAAUCUUCUCAGAAAAGAAUUACCAUUAUGUAAGGCAUAAUUUCCAUAUUUCAUGGUUAGUGUGAGGGUAGAAUUAUCAUUUUGAUGGCUUCAAUAAUAUCUCCUUAGAAGUACUGGAGCAUGAUGAAAGACCCUCUCCUCUCAUAUUACCUUGUGCAGACCACACAUGUCAAAAGUAUCAUAUGCACUACAUCUGAGGAUGCUAGAAGCUGAUCUAGCAUAACUACACAUUUCUACAGUUCAUUUCAUUGUAGGUUUCCUUCAGACUGCAGAUUUUUUGUAGAGUGGUAACUGCUGACCUAGAGGAAGUAAAAAUAAGUUUCAAACUGACUUGAGGAGUCAUCUUUGGUUAAAAUGUACCUGGCCAAGCAGUUAGUGGCUUGUUUAGCCUCUGAAAACUGUGGAUCUUAUUCUUACCUGACACACCUGCAAGGAAUUGCAAUGGAUAAUCUCACUGAUCACACCUGAUGUUUUGCCAGAACUUAAGUCAAGCGUAAAUCCUGUGCAGUCAGAGAAGCUAAACUUCUAUGAACCAUGACAAAACCAUGCCUUCUUAGCUGUUUUUACAGAACCAGCUCUCUUCCUGUAGAGAAAGAAGAUAUUGGAUAAUUGAGUUAUUAAUUUGUUUUGCCAAUC